Coturnix japonica (Japanese quail) is the source of this 4770-nucleotide messenger RNA. RefSeq names its product transmembrane protein 178B (gene TMEM178B). Lineage: Eukaryota; Metazoa; Chordata; Aves; Galliformes; Phasianidae. The record is from RefSeq and is a predicted model, not a curated record. Gene Ontology annotation, cellular component: membrane.
CAGGGCGAGGCUUCAACGUGCGCGUGGACUUUUUUUUUUAAUUUAAACGCCUUCCUCCCCGCUUACAUUCAUCUGUAGAUCGACAAGGAUUGUUUUUCCCCCCCUUGGUGAGGUGGGUGUGGGGUGGGAGGAAGCGAAUCUCGUAAUGAUCUGUUUGCACUGGGAACGGGCUGCCGGGAAUAAUCCCGAGGAGAGGUUGGGUUGGCAACCCAGGCAGAGGAAGGGAUGGUGAUGCUGCAUCGAGCGGUGCCGUGCCCCUCCUGGAAGGAAGGACAUCGCGAUGGUGAGGGAGAAGAGUGUUUAAUCUUAAGAGUUAAAGUGAAGCUUGCCUGAAACCCAACACUUUCUCCUACAUUUGUGUAUUUAAGGUGACAUGCAGGAGGAUGUACCUUGCCAGCUGAGCAAGCUACAGAAACAGGCAGAAAAACACAAAUGCACAGAGACUGCUGCUGAGAUGGCUUUGCAGAGAAAAAGGUAAAACCUGGAAGUGCACGCCCUCACCCCCAGACUUCCAGUUCUGUAGUCUAAAUGGAGGGCAAACCCUCCUGCACCUACUCUAAAUCCUGCCUGACAACGCAGCAAGAGAACCAUUAAACCAGGACCUGCUUCCUGCUUCUUUGUGGAUGAUGGAUUCUUAAAUCUAAAGUCCAACCAUUCAUUCCAUCAGCCAAAAAUGUUUGGGGAAAUCAGGCUUAUUCUGUGUUCUCAAGCACCAGCUUGGAACCCGAUGCUGAGAACUGACAAAGAAAUCCAGGCGCAUCUCAUCUCUGUUUGGGUGCCAUACAAGAAACCUGUUGGCCAUCUGCUUAUAGGAUCCUGCAGCUUUUUGACCAUAUAGCUCUAUGUCUUUUCCCCUAGCAGAAGACAAACAUGGCUGCUCCAAGCUCAUGGCAAAACUUAGUUGGUUUUAUGUACUGGCAUGCAGCUGCUUGAAAAAUCCUCUUAUAGAAGUCGAUCCACCUGAGCUGAGCUGUUUUAUUUUCUUGUAUUGUUUUAAGACUUAGAGCUCUAGAAAUGUACCUCUUGAUGAACCACAAAGGGAAGUUAUUGCCAAACAUUUGUAAACUGGUGCCUUGUUUCAACAAGACAGUCAGCUUUAUCUGGAGCUUUCCAGGCACAGUUAAUAUUCAUAAUGCAGCGCUGAAAUGUUGCAAUUGAGCUGUUUUAGCAGCUUCACUCAUCGCUGCAUCUCUGGCUUGGACUUCCCUGUGUGAGCUUCUCAACCUCAUUGGGGGCAAUAUGGCGCACUUGAGAAGAAACAUGGUUUAGUAGGAGAGAUGCCCUUAUGUGGUUGGAAUGUAAGCUUUUGUAGCACUCAGUGCUGGGGAGACACAGGGCUGUGGGCUUCUUGGUGCAACAGGAGCGACUGUGAGAUCUGCUGUGUUAUGUGCUGUGGGAGUCAAACAGUGCGUGCAGUGGGACCCUGCUGCCAGCCCAGGGAUGAUGCGCUGGUGCUUUCAGAGCAGGGUGUGCCAGGACACAGAGCUCGGGAUGCAAGGGAAAUAAACGAUGGUGCUUAUUUCCUUUUUGUACAGCACCAUUUGGGGUCUGGAGUCCUCGGUUUUUUGGAUCACGCAUAAUCCAGGUCUCAAAUCCAGGGUGGGCUCACGUUUCGAGUUACAGAGGAGGUGGGGUUCAUUGGUGCGGUCAGAAACAGCCACGGAUGUCUUGGGUUUGGGUGACACAGCGUAGGGUCUUGUGACCGAGAGUGAGCAGGAUCCGCUUAAAUCCAGGUUUUAUCUUCUCCCCUCGUAAGAAAGUAAGGCUUCGACAUUUCCUGUCUGCCAAGCGGUGCAGUUUAUCUUUAAGGAGGCCAGAGAAAUAAGAAAUGAGUCUCACGUUGCAUGGGUGACAUCACUGGCUUUUGGCUCGGCGCUCUGUAUUCUCUGUCUGUAGGCUUUAGCCAAGGCUGCGGGGCUCGGUGUUUGAACAAGGAAAGAUUCCCAGGUGUGUGGAAGAUUGGAUCCACUCUUAUUUAGGUUAAAAAAGGGUGAAAUGAGAUUUCUAAAGCCCGUGGACUCCGGCGCGCCUUCUGUUGCUUUUGAUCUCUGCGUGAUGGGUGAGUUAUUCCCAUUAGAGAGAAACGGAGAGGAAAUUUAAGGAGAGGGAAAAAAAAAAAAAAAAGAUGUCUGAAUACAUCUCUGCUGAUGCCGAGGAUACGUCUCACGUGAAGCCGCUGAGCUAAAACCCUCGGCUCCUCCGUUGGAGAUCAGGCCAUAUGGCAGAGAAACGGCGCAGACCCAGAGCCGCCGGCAGCUGUUAGGGGCUGCCUUCCCCUCCCCGCCUAAGGUGUGCGCCGCUUUAUUUUCGCCCCCGGUUUGUUUUGGUUCCAUUCCCCCCCGCCGAGCUCCCCGCCCCGCUCCCGAGCAUCCUCUCAGCCCUACGUAGCCCUGCCUUCAUCCUGCAGAUGGUUCACGCGCCCGUGCGUUAGGAGAGCGGCUCGCGACAAACCCAAGCGGCGCUGACGGAGGAAGGCGAACGAGCGGCGGCGGCAGGGGGUGGAGGAGCGAUGCCGGGGCCCGGGAGCCGUGCCGCCUAGCGGGACCCGCCUGCCCGCCGCCGGGCGCUGCGCCCGUAGGCCCCGCGGUCCCUCGGCGCCUCCCGCCCUGCCCGGGCGACCGCUGCCACAGCCCGCCGUGCCGCCGCUCGGGCAGGGCUCAGGGCUGCCGGGGCCGCACGGUGACAGCGCGGCCGGCGGGACCGGGCGAGCGGCCGGCCAGGCUGGCGGGGAGGAGCCGAGCAGGUUCUGAAGCCGGGAUGUCGGCGGCCGCGAGCGACUGAGCGUCUGAGGGACUCGGGCCGAGCCCGCCGACGGACAGACGGAGCCGCGCGCUCCUGCGUUGCCAGCUGCAGCCGGGGAAACACGGCCGCGGUUUGAGUCGGCGGCGGUGACGGCUCACCCCGCUCCAAGCUCCCUCCCCUUGGACCCCUCGUUACACCCCAGCCGGCCGGAUGGUGCCCGAGCCCAGCGGCUGACGGAGAAGAGACGGGUCACCCUUCAUUGCCCCGCUGCUGCACGGCAGGUGUCCGCCCGCUGAACUUUCCGUCCUGCGGGGCCGGGCUGGAUCUCCCGAGCCGAAAAGCCAUCGCUGCCGAGCCUCGCAGCCGGCCGGACCGAGGGACAUUAACGGAGCGGCCGUAGCCACCGAGUCCCCCCGGGGUUCGCGGCUUCGGCCCCUUCUCGCCGCGUCUCCUCCGCAGGGGAAGGGAGGCCGAUGAACCCCCAGAACUGCUCCCGGGGCACAACUUGGGAGCGCUCCGGGAAUCCUUCCUUAGCGUGGAUGUGAGCCGCACGACGGGGGGAUGCUCCGGGCUGCCUCUGCCCUGUGACGGCCGGCGGCUGCUCUGGGGCUUCGGCGUGGCCUCGCGCUCAAGGGCUUUGCCUGUGGUGUGAAGAUGUCCAUGGUGUUCCCGUGAAGCUGAGGUAUGGCUGCUGGAAGGUUGCUGCUGUAUGCUGGCCUCUCUUUAGCUCUGUGCGCCCUGGGCAUGCUGGCCGUGGCAAUCUGCUCUGACCACUGGUAUGAAACUGAUGCCAGGAAGCACAGGGAGAGGUGCAAGAGCAUCACCACUAAGAGAAAUGAUCCUGGUUUUAUUUACAACUCCAACAACAACCUGCCUCUCAGGGCCAGCAGGUCGAGGUUGGACCGCUGGGAAGGGAAACUCCUCUUGGCAAGGAACAGGAGGCAGAUCUUUGCCAUGAGCGCAGUCGACGAGUGCAACAGACAGUACAACUCAACCAACAUGGGGCUCUGGAGGAAAUGCCACCGACAAGGAUUCGAUCAAGAGCUGGAGGAGCUGAUUGCCAAAGGAGCAAUUGAGCGGUGCUCAUACAUCAAGUACCACUACUCCUCAGCGACCAUUCCCAAGAACCUCACCUACAACAUCACCAAGACAAUCCGCCAGGAUGAGUGGCAUGCCUUGCAUCUGCGCAGGAUGACAGCUGGCUUCAUGGGCAUGGCUGUGGCCAUCAUCCUGUUUGGGUGGAUCAUCGGUGUGCUGGGGUGCUGUUGGGAUCGAGGCCUUAUGCAAUAUGUGGCGGGGCUUCUCUUCCUCAUGGGAGGAACCUUCUGCAUCAUUUCACUGUGCACGUGUGUGGCUGGAAUCAACUUCGAGCUCUCCCGCUACCCCCGCUACGUCUACGGGCUGCCAGAGGACAUCAGUCAUGGCUAUGGCUGGUCCAUGUUCUGUGCAUGGGGGGGCCUGGGCCUCACUCUUAUCUCUGGCUUCUUCUGCACUCUGGCCCCUUCUGUCCAACCUGUCCCCAGGACCAACUGCCCCAAAUCUAGACCUGAGAAUGGGACAGUGUGCUAAAAAAACAGCCAACAACAAAUACACACACACACACAGGUGUAUAUAUAUAUAUAUAUAUGUCUAUGUAUACCUAUACAUGCAUAUAUAUGUAUAUAUAAUUAAAUAUAUAUAUAAUCUCAAAUUAAUGCCAGUGCCAAGGUAGAGCUGAGUCCAACAUGGCACUCACAUCUCCACUGGACUCUGUGCUGCUUCGUUCUUUCUCACCAAGAUGGGAAUGCUUUUCUCUCACAUGGCUCUUCCAUCCAACUCUUAACUCCAGCGCCAUAUCUUAGAGGUUGAAUUAACAUGCUGUCGCACCUACCAGCUGCCACCCUGGUGAGAGAGAGAGGGGUCCGGGUGGGGACCUGGAAUCAGUCUGUACAGGACAUGGAGGGCUGGGGAGCAGGGGCAAAAAGCCCAUCCAUUGCAGUUAGAAAGGAAAAUGCAAACAGCAAGCAAAUAAACAAACCAAGCAAUUGA